Molecule: messenger RNA, 567 nt
Organism: Morchella importuna
Lineage: Eukaryota; Fungi; Ascomycota; Pezizomycetes; Pezizales; Morchellaceae
Exons: 1
Coding region: 1-567 (188 amino acids)
Biological process (GO): mitochondrial translational initiation; translation
Cellular component (GO): mitochondrial small ribosomal subunit; ribosome
Molecular function (GO): structural constituent of ribosome
Source: RefSeq, a predicted model, not a curated record
AUGGAGUUCCGGUGUCUUUUACGGAAGGCACUCGUCCCAAAGCCUCUUUUGGCAUCUCCUAAAAAUCCCUAUUCGAUCUCUACGUACACAAUUCGGGCAUUCUCAAACACAUCUGGGCUCCGCUAUCCCCCACCAACGAACCCCACCGCGACUCGGAGCAGAACAUCCAAUGCCUCCUCAGGAACGACCAUUAACGAACUCCUGGAAUUGGUGAAGACCAAAACUGGGCCAGCGCGCCGCAACUUCGAGUCACUCCUGGAAUCAAACGAGUUCUCCCGCGGUCAAAGCCUGAGCAGCCCUCCUCUCGGCAACAGGGCUAUCCCACGCACCGGACCUUCGGCAGGAAGAAGUGUUCAAGUUAGAGCUGAUCUACCAUCCGCUCUGUCAAGGUUGAGGAUGAUCUUGACGGCGAACAAUGUCAAGGCGGAUCAGGUUAGGCAGAGGUUCCACGAAAGACCGGGAUUGAAGAAGAAGAGAUUGAAGAGUGCAAGGCACAGGAAGAGGUUUAAGGCUGGAUUCAAGAAACUGGUGUCAAUUGCCAUGGAAAUGAAGAGGAAGGGAUUGUAA